AUGGCGAAACUCUCCAGCGUGCCGCCCGAGGAGGGGCGUGCGCAGGAGGGACCGCAGCGGACGACGCGUGCAACGCGGUCAAUGAGCAAAGAACCGUCGAUGCCACCAACGCUGCAGAAGGCUCGUGGCGGCGCGAAGAAAGGUGGGAGGAAGGCGAAACGUGUUGCGAAUAGUGUGGAAAACGCAGACCAUGACCUGCCGACUGUUGACGAAGAUGCUGGACCAGAAGAAGAACUUCCACAGGAACCCACCAUCGGCGAAGACAUCCCAUCAGCCGUUAACACCGAUCGCACUCGCCAAGAAUCCGUACUUUCAGGCUUCUCUGGCACGACCGUCAAUACUACCUUCUCGCAAGAGGAAAUUGAAGACAUGGACCGCGACACGAUACUCUACCACCUCCCAAGGCUACUCACAACUGCAGAUGAUUUAGUAACGCUGCUAGUCCCAGCAGACCCCAGGUCUCGUCCUGUCGUGCGUCAAGAGAUUCGUGACAAAGGCACCAGGCUGAACAAGCUCUACAACAACCGUGUGAGGUCAUUGGGAAUCGACAAGGAAAGCUUUGGCACAACCGCCUACAUUGCGCCCAGUAGAGUGGUGCGUGCCCUCCUGCAAGUACAAGAUGUCCAAGACAUUCCCGAGGAGUUGUGGCGACCGGACUGCCUCAUCUACAAGAUCAAUCUGUCCACCAUGCUUCGCACCCUUCUCGUGGACAUCACCGACCAGCAAGCCAACCUCGAGCAACGAAACCAACUGGAAGACCUCCAGACCAGCUUCGACAGCACCAUUGCCGGGCCCCGCCUGGGUGAUCGGGAUCUUCAGUACCUCCUGUCGUUGCUUCGACAAAUCGCAAUUGUUCAAUUGUGCUACCUAAGCCCCGAUCAACCCUUCAACCCUCGCAAGCGGAUUGAGAAUGUCUUCUACGGACCGAACGAGGAUGCCACGUGGACAUUCAAGCACCAAAGCGCUGUCGACAAGAUGGGCCUGUCCGAGGAGGAGAAGAUUGGUUGUGCCAACUUCAUCCAGAGCGUCGCCAGCGAACUUAUCGACCAUUUCAAAGGAGGACCAGCCACUUUGAACUCCAACAUAGACCAGCUUAAGGCCAAAUACCCCUGGGAGCAGUUUGUGGAUGAGACCAUCGAGUACUUCCUUGGCCGCAAGCAAGAGCUUGAUGACCAGAUUGCUGACGUGGGAGGUGCCGAACAAGUAGUCACUGCUCUCGGCGCAGAGGUGGAACGCAGGCUGGCCGAGAAGGACGCACAGGCGAAGCGUGAAAGCUUGCCUUACCCUGCACCUGCGCCGAAGUCGACUGCUGCCAAAGACAAGGAAGAGGACGCGAAGAAGAAGAAAGCAAUGAAAGCACUGUUCAUGCGUAGCAAGGCGCUCAGCAAUCACGACGCAGCGAUGCAAGACUUGCGAGGCAGUGCCGCUGCUGCGCUAGAAACUGCUGCUGCAACCGCACCUGUGGCCCAAAUGACAGAUCCGGCACUCAUCGAGCACAACGCCCCGGUCGGCGAUGACUGGCAGCCGCUUCAAUCUAAUGACUAUGCAGUACCGGCGUCCGAGCCCGCCCAGCCGGCUGCACGAUCGUACCUGGCCGAUCUAGCCGGUCUAAAGGAAGACCAAAAGCGCAAGUCCACCAAAAGGAAGGGCAAGUCACUGCUUGACCGCCAGGAGGGCGCUCAGAGAGUCGCGUUCAAUGAUCCCGGCCAGUCCCAGUUCAGUGAAUACGCACCGCCACCUAACCUGCAAUACACUGCUCCACCCUCACAUGCGCAAGGGCCCUACUACCCAAGCUCAAGCCGCGCGUCCAACAAACGUCCGUACGAGGCUGCCGAAGAAGAUGAACCAGAAGCGUUCGAUCCUUCUCAAGACCAAGGCUUCGAAGUCGACAAUCGUAACCUGGCCGCAGCAGACCAACGCCGCCUUGAAGCGCCUCAACCUGCGCAUCUCCAGCAGAGGCACCCGGCCCAGCUGCCUGUGCGAGAGCCUUCGAUUGCUGCCGCGUCCAGAGCCAGCCACAGCCCGUCAAAGAGCCAGCGCCGUAACCCUGGAAGCAGCAUCCCAGCACCGCUCAUAAUCGAUCCUGUCAACUUCGACCAGCAGCUGACUCCAGAGGAAGGCUACCAGCGCGCCAAGAUUGCCGCACGCCACAACACCCUUGUCGCAGCACAGAGCAAGUCUAAGGAACCUCAAGCGCGCAGGCCGUGGAACCAGCAUGAAGAGGAGGCGCUGAUCGACUACAUCGUCCUAGGGAGUGAUGAUGGCAUAUCGUACUCCAAGAUCAAGAGUCUGGACAGGAGCAGACUUGACGGGCCGAGACUGGAUGGUAGGAGCGCGGAGGACAUACGAUUCAAGGCCAGGAACAUGAAGGAGGUGUUCAUGAGGGCUCGUCAGGAGCUGCCGAAGAACUUCAAUUACAUCGUGCUGGACAGGAAGGCGAUUGAUAAGUUGAGGAGGCUUGGUGUCGAAUAUGAGCAACCAAGAAUCCGUGGAGGCAGAGGGGUGGUAGAUCUGAACCAGGUGGAAAUAGAGGAGCCGGAAGUGGAUGGGCGCUUGGAGGAGAUGAAUGGGUGA
This is a messenger RNA of Saxophila tyrrhenica, 2574 nucleotides long. RefSeq lists its product as uncharacterized. Lineage: Eukaryota; Fungi; Ascomycota; Dothideomycetes; Mycosphaerellales; Extremaceae. The record is from RefSeq and is a predicted model, not a curated record. Bases 1 to 2574 code for a protein of 857 amino acids. The transcript is spliced from 3 exons.